Molecule: messenger RNA, 968 nt
Organism: Prorocentrum cordatum
Lineage: Eukaryota; Dinophyceae; Prorocentrales; Prorocentraceae
Source: the annotation of a GenBank genome assembly
GCCCCUGGGCCGGUGCCCCGAGGUGCGGCGAGCCAGGCUUCAACGACUUCGCGUCGAGGGUCCUGCGCCUCCACUGCAUGCUCCGCGUGAGGUCCACGAGGCAGGAGAAGUGCCCCCCCAUGCAGCCGCACCAGGCUACGGUGAGCUUCAUGCUCCAGCCGGGCUCGCCGAUCACCAGGCUGCUCGUGGAGCACCCGACCGGCUCAGGGAAGACCCGCGAGAUCAUCGCCGUCCUGGACAACUUCUUCCGGGACCCGCGGCCGAAGGUGCCCAUCUUCCCGCGGGAGGUGGUGUGCCAGAACUUCUACCUGGAGCUGCUCCGGUGGCCGAGCCUGUACAGGAGGUUCUUUGCUGCGUCCAAGCCGCUUGACGCCCGUCUUGCGUGCGGCGGCGACCCGACAAGGCUCGCCGCGAGCUUCUGGAGCCUCGGCGGCAUCGGCGAGACCGAGCUGCGCCGCCUGCGCGGGAGCAUCCGGGAGACGCUGGAGAUGAAGGACUGGUUCUUCUCCGGGCGCAUGCGGCGUUCCAAGCGCGAGGCGUUCUUGGCGCAGUGUCCCAACGAGGAGGUGCCCGCCGCGCCGCUGCGGGCCCUGAAGUACUCCUCGGCGGGCGGCGCCCACGCGCGGGUGGACGAGCGGGGCGCGCCCGUGUCCGCGCUCUUCAAGGUAGCGUGCACCCAGCACGAUAACGUCUACUCGGACAAGAUUGUGCUCUUGGAUGAGGCCCAUAAUCUCAUUCGCACGCAGACGAGGUACGGCGAGCAGCUCGAGCGGCUCCGCGGGCUGCUCCGGCGCGCCACCGGGGCGGCGCGCUCGGCGCGCGCUGCGCCGCGGAGGGCCUCGACCUCCUCGGCGUCAUCGAGGGCCGCACCGAUCCCCGCGGCCACUGCCACGAGGGCUUCAUCUCGGCGCUCUCGUCUCGCCCGCCAGAGCUCUUCCCUCAGGUCUCGCCGCCGUGCCAAGACCUGA